Messenger RNA from Rosa chinensis, 612 nucleotides. Its product is annotated as probable carboxylesterase 11. NCBI's taxonomy places the organism in Eukaryota, Viridiplantae, Streptophyta, Magnoliopsida, Rosales, Rosaceae. Bases 1 to 612 code for a protein of 203 amino acids. The transcript is spliced from 4 exons. The record is from RefSeq and is a predicted model, not a curated record.
AUGGCCCCCGACCAAGACGACACCAAAGGCGACCUCUCCUCCUCCCCCCAAGACGAGGACGUCGACGACUCCGCCUCUCCUUUCUCCACCUCCGAUGCUGUCACCUCCCGACUCGAAAAAGCCAUUGCAGCCUCCAAUCCCUUCGACGACGGUGUCGCCACCAAGGAAAUCCAUAUCAAUCCUUUUACUUCUCUAUCUAUUCGAAUCUUCCUCCCCGAAUCCGCUCUCAACCCGUCGGAGCCCUCCUCCAAGCCGAGGAGGAACAGCUACGGCUUCAGCUAUGGCUUCAGCAACGUCGUUGAGGGGUUGAAUUUGAUGGCCGGAGUAUGCUCCGGGGUCUACAGAGGGUACUCGCCGGGUCAGACGAAGCAAGAGAUUACAGCCACUUAUUCGAUUAAGUUCGAAUCAAGAGAAGCCAACAAGUCCACCAGUGAUGUGAAAUCUAGAGUUUCGCCGCCGAUCUCCUCUUCCCCAAUGCUCUAUUCAACAGCUCCGGACAAUAGGUACCUGCCAGUGUUUGAAGACGGGUUGAAUUGGUUGGGGAAGCAGGCUGAUAUUACUAAGAUAACGGGUCGUACUGAAUCGUGGUCAUCACUGGCGCGGUGGGGGUAA